Messenger RNA from Klebsormidium nitens, 3049 nucleotides. The record is from the annotation of a GenBank genome assembly. Lineage: Eukaryota; Viridiplantae; Streptophyta; Klebsormidiophyceae; Klebsormidiales; Klebsormidiaceae.
AUGUAUAAAAGGUUUACCAUGGUUAGACUCCAACUUGAACUGACACCAGACAGUAGCCAGCCUUUGGGCUUCCUGCCCCCCAUGAAGCAGGCACUCAAGGGCAGCCCUUCUCAGAAACAGCUAGGCAUGUCUGGUCAUACAGAAUGGACAGCACGAGACGACCUCAUUCUCAUGAAGUCGAUGGAGGCUGGUUAUGCCCUGGAGGCCCUGGCGCGGGGGGCCAUGGACCUGAGUCGGCGUUUCAGCCUGCCCGAGCUGGAGGAGCGCUGGCGGACCCUGCUCACGGACCCAGGGCUGGCACUGGACGCCUCGCGCAGGAUGCUGGCAGCCUGCGGCCAGGCAGCUGUCUUGGGGACUCUGAGCAGCGUCCCGUCCUUUCCGUCUGCGGAGGUGCAGCGCUCAGACGGCUCCCCAGCGCAGGGCGGCCUGCGAUUGCAGUAUGGACGCGCUCGCAAGCGAGCCCGGAAGGAUGCGGCUGAGCGCCGGCGGCGGUUGCUGCUAGACCCCACGUUUGGGGACCUGUACGCGGACGACGACGACAUGAGCGUGGGCCUGGCGGACCCGGGGAUGCCCACGCCGCAGGACAUGAACAGCCUCAACGGCCUGGAGGAGCCGCUGCUGGCCAACCUGGAGGCGUUUGAGGAGCGCAUCCGGGGGGGCGGGCGCAGCCGGCUGGGGGGCAGCCGCAGCUGGGAGGCCGAGAUUGAGGACGAGCAGGCGACGCGCAUGCGCAAGAGGAAGGAACUGCUGGGAUACCACCAGGCACAGCACGGCCGCGGCAAACAACCGGGCAAGGAGGCGCCCAGCAGGAGCGGGCAAGGGCGGGAGCGGGGGAAGGGGGGAACGGGACAGGGGGCACCGGCAGCGCCGGCGUACGAUCUGCUGGUGGUGCAUCAUGAAGGGGAGGGGGAGGGGCAGGACGCGGAGGGGGGCAGCGUCUGGGGGAGCGGGCCGAGCUUGGCUGGGGGCCAACAAGCAGUGGUGGGGAGGAGCAAUGGGUUUGCAGGAGCCGGGAAGGAGCUGGUGACGGGCGCAGGGUGCCUGGGCGAUGGCCUGGGCGUGCCAGCGUGGGGCGAGGCGGGGGCCAUGCUGGGGAACGGGCUGAGCCUGGGGGCGGGGGAGCAGGGCGGAGCGGGCAUCGAGCGGGACAUGCUCCAAGAGAUGUUCAGCGUGCUCACAGGUGACAUGUGUGAUGAGGACACCCUUGAUACCGCCGCAGCGCACGACAGCGGGGCGGAGCAGCCCUGGGAGGCAGCGGGCAGCUCAGGCGCAGGGGGGGGCGCAGCUACGGAGGAGCGCCGUCGGCAGGAGGGGGGGAAGGCGAGCCCCGCGGCAGCUGCUGACGGGGCAGGGAUGGAGGCUGCUGAGCAGGACGCGAGGGAAGGGGAAGGGGGCACAGGGGCGCAGGGGCGAGGAGGUGACGGGCGGAAGCUGCAGGACGGCCUGCUAGAGGUGCCGUCAUCAGGGGGAGAGCGGUCGGGGCCGGAGCUCUCAUUCGGGCUGAGCGACAGCGCAGCGCACGAGAGGGAGGGGGCCGCCCAUGCCAGCACCGCAGACAGGGCACAGGCGCCGUCGACAGAAGCAGGGGACGCCAGCUCCAGAGGGCAGGACGGGGAGGACAUGAAGACUAGGCGGAAGGAGGGGAAGGUUGCUGAGUUGAGUGAGGAGGUGGAAGAGGGCCAUGGUCGGGAACAAGUCGCGCCAUCGGAAGCAGGACCCCCACAGGAGGACCAGGAUGCAGCGGGUGCGCAGGUUUCUGAAAGAGCCGGCCACUCCGCGGACGGUACUGCCCCUCCCGGCGACUUCCGGCUGGCCCCGCCCCGCAAGUCGUCCCCCUGGAGCACCCCGCGGCUGGGCCCUCAGGCGGCGCCCCCUGGCCCGGACCUGCUGCCGGACCUCGACGCGCUCGUCCCCUGGAGUCCCAACGAGAAGAAGCGCCCUGCACCGUCGCCUCUCUUCAACUUUGGGCGCGGCACGGGGCCCUCCCCCACCUUCACCCCGCUCCCGGGAGCUGACGCUACCGAGGAGCUCGAUUUCCUGCCCUUGCCCUCGGCUGCGCUGCUGGCACCCCCGGGGACUUCCGCCAGCCGGCACCUGGUGGCGCUCGGGGAGGCCGCCCGGCCGAGCAGCAGCCCCGCCCUGGCCCCCCACGCACGCACGGCGCUGCCACCCCUGGCGCAGCAGCUGCAGCUGAUGGAGGAGGACACGCGCAGCGAACCCGGGGACAUCGCGCGCUUCAGGGACCGGCAGCUGGCGCGCACCGCUAGCGUCGAUGCAGAAAGGCCGCUAGGGCCCGGGCCCGGGGGGAGGCAGCCUGCGGACACUGGAGAGGACGGACGGGCCCCCGGCGAGGAGGCGGGGCGGGAGGCGGCAGGGAAGGCGGGGUCGGAAGACGACGCGUGGAACAGCGAGGAGGAGCCGCUGUACUUCUCGGACGUGGAGGCGCUGGUGCUCGACUGCGACCUGGAGCCGGACGACGAGACGGGCGACGCAGCGCGGCGGCAUGCGCGGCGGCUGCAGGGCAAGCACCGCAAGGCCAUGCUGCGCCUCGAGCAGCUGGCGGACUCCGCCACCUGCCGCCAGCUCACCCGCGAGCGCGCUCUCGCAGUGCUCUAUGGCCGCCGCCUGCGCUACCUCAUCCGAGAUUCUGAGAUCUUGGUGGGGCGGUCGACGGUGGAGGCGGCGGUGGAUGUGGACCUGGCGGUGGAGGGUGCCGCCACCAAGGUGUCGCGCAAGCAGGCCAGCAUCAAGCUCAAGAAGGACGGCAACUGGUACAUCAAGAACCUGGGCAAGCGGGAGUUCCAGGUGAAUAAUCGGCCUGUGGAAGCAGGCAGCCGAGAAAAGCUCGAGAACAAGUGCCUUUUAGAAAUAGGCGGCCUGCGGCUUGUCUUCGAGAUCAACAGCAAACUCGUGGCGAAGGUGCUCAGCCGAAUGCCGGCGGACCUCUGAUACAAAACCUUCUUGCAGACACUCUGUCCAGUGUGCCACUGGCUCGCAGGGUGAGGGGUCGACAUCUUUUGACGGCAAGUUUGCACCAGCGCUUUCCGAC